UAGUUACAUAUUUUUUAUUCUCAGCAAUUUACAAAUGAAAGUAAUUAUUGAGAUAUAUGAAACCAAAUUGAAUUGAAACUGUAUGUAUAUUUGUUAAGUAGAUUCUGUUAUCAAACUGUUUUUAGAUUUACAAAUGAUACAAUAGUUGUUCGUUAAAUUAUAUUAUCCACGUGUUCGGUAGAUGUACCAAUAAUAAAAUUUUUAGGUUAAACGAUGGUGAGACAUAAUAAUCAAUUGCCGGAAAAUCUUCCACAACUGCAAAAUCUUAUCAAACGGGAUCCAGAGUCUUACAAGGAAGAAUUUCUUCAACAACAACACCAUUAUAAGUCUACUUUGGAGGUGUUUUGUCUAUCGCCUAACAAAUUCAACAAGAGUCUCGAUGAAAUAGUCACCUUCUUGGCACAGGUGGCACACUGUUAUCCAAAUGCUUUAGAAUCAUUUCCCCAGGAAAUUAUCGAUGUACUACAGGCAUAUAAUGCGGUGCUUGACAAUGAAAUGCGAUUAACAUUUUGCAAAGCCUUGAUUCAGCUUCGUAACAAAUCUCUUUUGGAACCCACUGUACUUCUUAGUUUAUUCUUUCAACUCUUAAGAUGCCAGGAUAAAAAUCUGCGACAAUUUCUUCAAGCGCAUAUUAUCGCUGACAUUAAAAAUGUUAAUGCUAAACAAAAGAAUGCAAAGCUUAAUACAACUCUUCAAAACUUUAUGUUUUCCAUGUUGAAAGAUUCUAAUGUUAGAGCCGCAAAAAUGUCUGCAGAUAUUAUGAUCGAAUUGUACAAUAAAAAUAUUUGGAACGAUGCGAAAACCGUAAAUGUUCUAGCAACAGGAUGUUUUGCUAAAACAACAAAAGUUAUGGUCGCUUGCUUAAAGUUCUUUGUAGGAACAACUUUGAUAGAAGAAAAAGAUGACGAUAGCGAUAGCGAUAGCGAGCCAAACAUUAAAGAAAUUGUAAUGGCUAAUAGAGUAAAUAAAAAGACAAAGAAACGCGAGAAACAAUUAGCGAAAGCGAAGCAGUUGUUGGCGAAGUCUAAAAAGAAAGCUUCGAAAGCGCCAGGAUUUAAUUUCUCAGCGUUACAUUUGAUUCACGAUCCGCAAGGCUUUGCGGAGAAACUGUUUAAACAAUUGGAAAAAAAUAACGAUAGAUUUGAAAUUAAACUGCUAACUUUAGAUGUAAUCUCUAGACUUAUCGGUUUGCAUAAUUUAUUUCUAUUAAACUUUUAUCCGUACCUACAAAGAUUUCUACAACCACAUCAAAGAGAGGUAACAAAACUUUUACAAUUCGUCGCCCAGUCAUCUCACGAGCUCGUACCUCCUGAUGUAUUGGAACCUGUUUUGAAAACUCUGGCAAACAAUUUUGUUACGGAACGAAAUUCUGCCGACGUUAUGGCUAUUGGUUUGAAUGCCAUUCGAGAAAUAUGCGUGCGGUGUCCUUUGGUCAUGAAUGCAGAUUUAUUGCAAGAUUUAGCACGAUACAAGCAUUACAAAGAACGUAGCGUAAUGAUGGCUGCACGUUCUUUGAUUGGUUUAUUUAGAUCUACGAUACCAGAGCUACUACAUAAAAAGGACAGAGGACGGCCUACAGAGGCAACUAUUACUUUGGCAGUUCCAAAAUAUGGACAAAUAUCUGCCAAUGAUUUUGUUCCUGGUGCUGAAAUUUUGCUUGACAAUAAAUUAGACAAGUCUGAGGAAACUUUUGAGAUUGACUCAGAAAAUGACGAUAGCGAUGAUGAAUGGGUUGAUGUAAGUCAUAGUAGUGACGAAAAGAGCAUUGCUGAUGACGAUGAAAAUGACGAUGACGAUGGUGAUGGUGAUGGUGAUGAUAAUGAUAAUGACACUUCUGCAUCAUUUCAAAAAGAGAAAGAUGAUGGAGCAAACGAACACGAUGAGUCAAAAGCAGAGAUUGUAGAUACAAGAGAGGUCGACAGUGCACAAAAUCAAGAAAUAAAUAAAAAGAUGAGCAAAAUUGAACGGAAGAAACUGAAAAUGAAAAAGCAGGAGGAUUUGAAAUUUGAAAAAACACAGGUGGCAACGGCAGAAGAGAAAGGAAAAGCAUCCCUGAUAUCUACGGAACGGUUAUUAACCGAUGAAGACUUCGUAAAAAUAGAUAUGGCACUCGCAAAGCGACAAGUAACGUAUGCUAAACGCGGCACAAAGAGGCCUCACCCAAAUGACAACGAACGUAGCGAUUUUGUCAAAUUAACGGAUAUUGAAAACAUUUAUAAAAAACGAAAACACGACAAGCAAGCUCGUAUCGAAUCUGUAAAGAAAGGUCAAGAGGGAAGAGAAAGAUUUGGUUACAAAGAUGGUCGUCAAAAUCCGCUUUGUAGUACAACGAAUCGCGAAAAGAAGAAAAUGAAAGCUUUUCAAAUGUUGAAGCACAAAGUAAAAGGAAAAGUAAAACGAUCUUUCAAGGAAAAACAGAUUGCUUUGAGAAAUCAUUUAUUAAAGCAAAAGAGGAUGAAGUAACUACAGAUGUGUGAGCAUGUGUACGUAUGUAUAAGUACAUGUAUGUGUGAGACUGUGUAUGUACAUAAGAGGGCGAACAUUGAAUUAUAUGUAAAAUCAAAUUAUAUUGUUUAUGAA
This is a messenger RNA of Hylaeus volcanicus, 2580 nucleotides long. It is a transcript of the gene Mys45A, whose product is annotated as protein SDA1 homolog. The record is from RefSeq and is a predicted model, not a curated record. The transcript has 10 exons. Gene Ontology annotation, biological process: ribosomal large subunit biogenesis; ribosomal large subunit export from nucleus. Gene Ontology annotation, cellular component: nucleolus. NCBI's taxonomy places the organism in Eukaryota, Metazoa, Arthropoda, Insecta, Hymenoptera, Colletidae. The coding region runs from base 214 to 2463 and encodes 749 amino acids.